UUGGUUAAGCUCAUCAAUCGCCCUGCCAACGCCGACGCAGCUCGAACACGAACGCGAUGCAGCAAUAUUUUUUCUUAUUCGCGCUCAUAGUGUGGCUCUGUGGUGUAAGUGAAGCGACUUCACCGCAAGUUUGUGGCUAUACAGCGCUCAAUGGUAGCACAGUAUUUCUGAGGUAUUACCCCGGCAUCAAGGAAGGUGAUGAAUUUAUCGAUUAUGGCAGUGGCGAAGAUGGUAUUUGCAGGCAGCGCGCAGUGUGUUUGGAAACUUACGAAACGAAAGUAGAAUCCUGCAAUGAUAACAAAGUGGACUGCAUUAACCGCAACACCGUUAAAUCAGCAUUCCCCGCUUGCUGUGUGAAGUGUUGAGAGAAGAGCAGAGAAAUUUAUAAAUAAUUGCAAGCAAACAAUGCAAGAACUUAAAAAAUUUCUAUAGAAGUUUUAUGUUUAAA
Molecule: messenger RNA, 448 nt
Organism: Ceratitis capitata (Mediterranean fruit fly)
Lineage: Eukaryota; Metazoa; Arthropoda; Insecta; Diptera; Tephritidae
Exons: 3
Coding region: 57-365 (102 amino acids)
Source: RefSeq, a predicted model, not a curated record